AUGCGUGGUGUCGCCGCUUUUUGUGUCUUUCUUUGCCAUUACUUCUACACUUGCUUCGUCAUUGCCGUAGGCUGGGGCUCAGAGGGAAGUAACUACCACUUUCUCAAGCUGCCCUUUAUCCGGCUCUUUUACUCGGGGCCGCCAAUGGUUUGUAUCUUUUUCGUCAUUUCCGGAUACGCAUUAUCUCUGAAACCACUGAAAAUCAUUCACUCUGUUUCAAGUCCUACUUCUUCAUCUACCAUUUCUUCAGCAGCACAUGGCGAAAAGCAGCAGGAACAUAACGACUACUCCAAGCUCCUCGACACCCUCUCCUCCCUCGUCUUCCGGCGCGGCCUCCGUCUGUUUCUUCCUCCCGCCAUUUCAACCUUCCUAAUCGUCCUGCUUCUCCGACUCGGAGUCUACGAAUGGAACCGCUCAUUUGCGUCCGACGCAGAAUUUCUGAGAAAUGUCCAAGAGAUUCACUACACGCGGUUCGACUCUGCCACCGAGCAGUUUGUCGACUGGGGAUAUGCAGUGCUCAACUUUGUGCAUCUGUGGGAUUGGGAUGCGUUUGCGGGGUCGACGGGGAUUGACGUCCAUUUGUGGACGAUCCCCGUGGAGUUCCGGGCUUCGAUGGUGCUGUUUUUGACCAUUUUGGGGACGGCAAGACUAAAACCAGGGGUGAGGAUGGGAGUUGUCAUGGCCUGGUGCGGGUUUGCGUUUUUGUGGGAGAGGUGGGAGAUGUGCCUGUUUUGGAUGGGGAUGGUGUUGGCGGAGGGGGACGUGGUUAGGGAGAUGGAAGCGAAACAGGAGAAGGGACGGGAAGAGGGAGGGCUUUCGGAGAGGAGAGGAGGAGGAGGAGUAUUGCCAAUUGUCGAGCCAACGGCGGUGGCGAUGACGGGAGACGUUAUGCUUAUGCCUCAGCAGCGACCGCACAAGUCGCGACGCCAUCCCCAGCCACACCCAGGGGCAACAGCACAAGGUGUGUCCUCGGAUAUGUAUAUUGUCGGAUCCGAGGACGAGGCUUCCCACUCCUCCACAUAUCCUCACUCUUCAAACAACCUCUCAUCAACAUCCAGCCGCCGCCGCUCCGGCUCCGCACCUCUUCUUUCCACCACUCCCUCCAUCUCAUACCCAUUCUACGAGUCUCGCCAGGCACGACCAUCAGCAACAACAUCUUUAUUACCCCCUUCUCCGCCUGGGCACGCCAUCCUCCCGACUAUCCUUCUCACAAUUUCCCUCUACCUCCUCUCCCAGCCCGACAUCAACUCCCACCUCACCCCCGGCUGGAUAACACUCACCUCCCUCAUCCCACCCUGGUGGACAGAACACUACCGCUUCUACCAAUCCAUAGGGGCAGUCAUCUUCGUCUACGCCGUCUCCCGAUAUUCCUCUUCCGCUCCCACCGCCGUCGCCUCCUCCACUAUGACUGUCCCUAUAUUCUCUUCCUACUUCAACCCAAGAACCUUCUUCGAAUCUUCCGUCGCACAAUACCUGGGGAAAAUCUCCUUUGCCAUCUACCUCGUCCACGGUCCCGUUCUGCACACUCUGGGUUAUACAGUGAUGAACUUCGUCUGGACUCAGAUGACGGGGACGGAGACGGACGGGCAGUACAUCAUAGGGUUUUUGCUGGCUAGUCUUCUGGUGGUGCCGAUGGUGGUCUGGGUGGCGGAUGUUUUUUGGAGAGGGGUUGAUGAGCCGGUGGUGAAGUUUGCUAGGAGGGUAGAGGAGAGGGUGGUUGUUGCUGGUGGGUAG
Molecule: messenger RNA, 1734 nt
Organism: Sordaria macrospora k-hell
Lineage: Eukaryota; Fungi; Ascomycota; Sordariomycetes; Sordariales; Sordariaceae
Biological process (GO): polysaccharide biosynthetic process
Cellular component (GO): membrane
Molecular function (GO): acyltransferase activity, transferring groups other than amino-acyl groups
Source: RefSeq, a predicted model, not a curated record